CUAACCUAGAAAAAUUUGUUGAUUUUUCUGUUUACUUUUGGCGGAAUACGAUAUUUGAAAUCUAAUUUAAUCCUUUUCCAUUUUGUGAUAUUAAUCUUUAAAAAUGGAUAUUACUUUAUACAACGAUAUUGUUACUGUUAUCAGACAUUUUAGUGGACUUACAAGAAACUGUGCAAAGAAACUACAAGAAACAUUCCCUAAUCUUAACACAAACACUUUAUAUAGCAUUUUAAGUGUGGAGUAUCAACGCCGAAUGAAAAGUAAUUACGGCAAAAGUCAAAAUAAUCGAAAUCGAUAUUGGGACUUGUUUCGUAAAGGUGUAGAGAAUCAAGAAAGACCCGGUAUUUUAGUCAAAUUGUCGGAGCUUUUUGAUAUUGCUCCUUGUUUAAUGGCUAAACUGAUUUUACAGAAAUAUUUCGAUGACCAGGAAACAGAGAAAACUCAACAGGAUAAAAAGGAGGCUCGGGAGGCUCAAAUAAAUGUAAACAAAUAUUUAAAAAACACUUAUAUGAUCCCUGAUUCUGAUUUAGCAUAUGAGGUAUUUCUGUGUACUGUGUUUGAUAAUCUCUAUAGCCCAUUAGCAGAUGCUAUGAAAAUGUCAUUAGGACAACAGUACGAAAUUCGUCUUCAUAAGGAUGCUAUGGCAUUGGGCUUAACUUUUCGUGAUGAGGAAUACCUGAGAAAAUUUGGGUACGACAAAACACCAGAUUUAAAGUUAGAGGUUCCUGUAGCUAUCGAUGGUUUUGUGAUUAAUUGGAUAGAAAGUAAAGCUUUGUUUGCUGAUGAAGAACUGCACAGAGAUUAUACUAAGAACCAGUAUUUAAGCUAUUGGAACAGGUUUGGACCUGGAUUAGUUAUUUACUGGUUUGGUUAUUUGAAAAAAAUUACAGAAUCGUCGGACAAAAGAUUUAUAGUUAGAGAUCAUUUACCCUCUCAUAUUAAAAAGUUAGAUAUCAGUAAAGCUUCAAUAGAGUUAGCAAAUGGGCUGAAAUAAAUUGUAAUGAUGUUAUUCCUAUGUUACUCAUAGGAAGAUUUAAUAACUUUAUAUAAUUCUAAUCAAUAUAUAGCUUUAUAUGUUAAAUAGUUUGAGGCUAAUUCUAUAGAGCUUUAAGAAUGCAAAUAUCUUAUACACUCAGAUGCAAAAAAACGCUACGGAGAAUUUUUUGCUCAAAUUUUAAGUGUUAUAUUUUUGUUAUUUUAGCCCUAUUUUCAUAAUU
Molecule: messenger RNA, 1217 nt
Organism: Sitophilus oryzae (rice weevil)
Lineage: Eukaryota; Metazoa; Arthropoda; Insecta; Coleoptera; Curculionidae
Exons: 5
Coding region: 104-994 (296 amino acids)
Source: RefSeq, a predicted model, not a curated record